Messenger RNA from Peniophora sp. CBMAI 1063, 1530 nucleotides. NCBI's taxonomy places the organism in Eukaryota, Fungi, Basidiomycota, Agaricomycetes, Russulales, Peniophoraceae. The record is from the annotation of a GenBank genome assembly.
AUGGCGUUGCCCGAGCGCCCUUCGAUAGGCGCCGCGGCGUUGCCCGAGCGCCCUUUGAUAGGCGCCGCGGCGUUGCCCGAGCGCCCUUCGAUAGGCGCCGCGGCGUUGCCCGAGCGCCCUUCGAUAGGCGCCUUCGUCGUCUUGUGGGAAACGAUCCCAACCUCGUCCUCCCAUCUUGUCCUCGGCCACGACUUCGCCAUGUCCGCCAACGCAGCAACCCACGACUUCAACUCUACCACUGAGGCGACUAACAUGCAAGUCAAUAUUGACGAUUCAGGCUCCUUCGCCGGCAUCCUGGGGCCGGGCGGGCAAGUCGUCGAGUUUGCGUCUGAUGCUGCUGCUACGCAAUUGGCUGAUACCGACUUUUCAUCGUUGGACGUCGGGAACUCGUCCGGUCACAACUCCAACGCGCUUGGUGGCGAAGUCGUCACGCCACAGUUGAACGAGCCCAUGGAACUUUCCGAUAUACCUCUGAACCUCGAGAGCGCCGCUGCUCUGGGCCCCGAUAUGCUUGAUGGCGAAGGCGCUGCGUCGUUUGACGACAAUUCUACAUUGUUUGCCGGUAUCGAGCACCUACCUCUGCCUCUCGACGGUCUUGCCGUUCCGGUCACCGAUGCGCUUGGAGGUACCGACGCUGCGCUGGCGCCUAACGACGGUCCUACGCUUCUCGACGGUAUUAACCAUGCGCCCGCGAACUUCGAGGGAUGGGGCGAUCUCAUGACUAACGCUCUGAACGGCGAAGUCGCAGCGCCGGCGUUCAACGGGAACUUCCCGCUCCUUGAUGGCAUUCACGACGCGCCUUUGAACUUCGAAAGCUGGGACGAUCUCAUCUCGCACGCGCUUGACGGCGUAACCGCUGCGCCGGCUUUCAAUGGGAACUUCCCGCUUCUCGACGGCGUCAAUUUUGGGCCCGUGGGCUUCGAGGGCUGGGGUAGCCUCAGCCCUGACGCUCUCAACGGCGAAGGUGCAGGACCGGCUUUCAACGGCAACCUCUCCCAACUUGAUGAUAUCGAGUCCCAGCCGUUCAACUUUGCAGCUCUCGCCGAUCCCAUCCCGCACGCGCUCGAUGCUCAAGGGAUAACCAACGGCGCUGCUGGUACCGCCGUGCCACAGCAGCAGCCCACCGCUCCCCCCAAUGGCUUCGCUCACCUCGCCCAGCUCCAUUUCGUCAGCGCCGGCCGUCUCGAGGAGCGGCUCCAUACCGUGGUGGCUAACGCGUUCAGCGAGUUCAACACUAUCACCGCUGACUUCAUCAACGCGACCACUAAUCACCCCGAGCAAACACACAGCGCGCUUCUCGCUGCCGCGACUAGGCUUCUGGCAUGCCACGGCGAUGUGGCUGGUGCCAUGAACGCUCACCGGGAGUCCCUGCUUGAUGCGUUGCUUUCCUCCGCCCUCGCACAAGGACCUGUCGCUCACGGUCUCGGCGACGUACCUCAGGGCAACGAGGGGAGUAUUGCCGGAGGCGGAGAAUCCGAAGAUACUGACAGCGCUGCGGUGGGAUCAGGCGCGGUGGAAGGAAUGGAAUAA